Messenger RNA from Maudiozyma saulgeensis, 3897 nucleotides. NCBI's taxonomy places the organism in Eukaryota, Fungi, Ascomycota, Saccharomycetes, Saccharomycetales, Saccharomycetaceae. The record is from the annotation of a GenBank genome assembly.
AUGGUAUUUGCUACAUCAAAGCAAGAGGCUAUGGCUACGGCGACCACAACAACAACAAGAGCAAGUACAGACGAACUGUCAACAGAUACCGCAAUAUAUUCGACGGGAAGUAAUAACAACAAUAUUAAUAAUGGUUCUAAUAACAGUAACAGUUCUAACGAUGGGGAACAUCAACAACAUGAGAGAUACGAAUGUCCUCAUCCCGAUUGUAACAAGAGUUUUUCAAGACAAGAGCAUUUAGGUAGACAUAAAUUAAAUCAUUGGCCUAAAGAGAUCUUUACGUGUCAAUAUACAUUCCCAGAAACUGGAGUUUCUUGUGGUAAGACAUUUGUUAGAAAGGAUUUAUUAGUAAGACAUGAAAAGAGACAUACUAAAGAAAAGAAUAGGUUGCAUGGUAAAGAAAAAAGUAAAGAUAAUGCAAAGACAAUCUCCGAAAUUAGUAAUAGUGCAAAUAAUAGCCCAAAGAAAGUUACUAAGAGGAAAACUAAGAAAAAUAUUGUAUCAGUAACUGUUCCGGAUGCAACGGCAGUUCCUGUACCAAAAAGGAAAAGAACUAAGAAAACUACUGUGAAGAUAGAUAGAUCUGCUUCUGUUCCUAUUACCAUAACUCAGAAUCCAAUUAUUACUAAUACUACUGAAAAUUCUAUACGUGAUAAUCUAUCACAAAAAUUUAAUUCAAGAAGUUCAGUCGCAAUGACAAACCUCAAUAAUGGUUCUAAUGAUGUAACAAAUAAUAGUAUGGGUAAUAUUGGUACGUCUUUCUAUUCAAACACUAACAAUGGUAGUAGCUCUAACUUUUUCGAUUGGUUAUGGGCACCGGAUACAAAAACUAAAAUUAACAUGAAUUUGAUAAAUGGAAAUAGUAAUAAUAAUAAUAAUAAUAAUAAUAAUAACAGUGGGAAUAACAUUCAAGGCAAUAAUGUAAAUAAUAGUAAUAGUAUGCCAAAUGUUAAUGUAGGUAUUCCCCAACAACAGCAGUUACCAAUGCAACAACAACCUAUACAGCAACCUAUUCCAUCUCAGAUGUCUCAUCAGAUGCCACACUACCAGCUUCAACAAAUGCAAAUGCAGCAACAGCAACAGCAACAGCAACAGCAGCAAAACCAGAUGCAACCACCUCAAUAUCAACAACAUCAACAGCAGCAGCAACAUUAUCCAUCCCAACAGGUACAACAAACGCCUCAACAAAUGUCUCAACAAAUAGGAAGUCAAGGGACAACUCCGUUUGGUAAUCCGAUGACAAAUCCAAUGGGAACACCACAAGAUUUAUUUGGAGUAGAUUAUUUGAACCCUGAUCCUUUACAACAUUUCAUGCGUGAGAUCAACUCGUCUAUAUUCCCAUUUACAUCCACUAAUGAUGAAUCUACUGCUGCAAAUAAUAACAAUAAUGAAAACGUUAACAAUAAUAGUGUGGGAGAUAGUAUAAGCGCUAAUGUGUCGCCCACAAAUAUGACAUCACCUGAUAGGAAAUUGUCUAGUACUGAAAUACCGCAUGGUAGAAUCAAUAAUGUCACGAAUAAUUUUAAAGUAACCCAAUCUUUGUCUGAUUUACAACGUCAUUCCUCAGAGCCAGGAUUGUACUCUAAGAUUAGCCAAGAUGAUACCAGGCGUCAAAGUUCAUCAAUAGAUGUUUCAAAGGAUAAUACAAAAGUUGUUCCACAAGCAAAAUUGAGAUAUUUUGAUACUCGUGGUGAAGAUGUAAUUGACAAUUUAGGAAAACAGAAGUCAAAUAUCAAUGACAUGAGAAGACAAACCUCUUCACCUGGUAGUAAUAGUACAGAAACCCAACAAAGCCGUCCUUUAGAUAUCGAUGCAAAAAUUGAUGAUGUUAUGGAUUCAUAUAAAGAACAAUUAAAAUCAUCCUUAAAUGCGAUCCCUUCUUUAUUUUCAUCUGAUCCUAAAACUAAAUAUGCAUUGUCAGAGGCUAAAUGUAUGGCUUUGUUUCAACAUAUCCCUGAUAUAAAAUCUAUCCCUCAAAGAGUUCUGCAAAUUACUUUGAAAUCAUUUUGGGAUAAUUUUCAACCAAAAUACGGUUUAUUACAUAAACCUUCCUUUCAAGUUAAUAAUGAACCAGAUAUUUUAAUUCUAUCUCUAAUUAUGACGGGUGCUAGUUAUUUAGGCCCUCAAUAUAGAGAAACAAUUUCUGAUCCAAUAUGUGGUCCCUUAAGAUGGAUGAUCUUUUCUCAUCCUGAUUUUCAACCACCUUCUCAUACUUAUAUUAUUCAAGCAUUAUUACUGCUAGAGAAUUAUGAAAAGACAUGCACGAACAGAUAUUUACAUGAAAGAUCUUACUUACAUCAUGGUACUACUAUGCAAUUAUUAAGAAGAACUCCGUCAUUAGGUGGUCAUCCAUUGAGGGAUAAAAAGAGGCAUAAUCAUACUGAUGAAGGUUCACAUUUAGAUGAUUUCUUAAGUGAAGAAAAGAUUAAAAAUGUGGUAACUAGGUGGGUUGAAUUUGAGAGUUUGAAAAGGGUAGCAUUUUUUGCAUUUUAUAUGGAUGUAACUCACGCUGUUAUCUUUGGUUAUAUGAAUUUAUUUAUUAGUUUUAAGCAAGUACAUUUAGAGUUACCAUGUCCAGAUGAAUUAUGGUCAAGUUACGAUUUAAGUUUUGAGAAAUUAUCUGAAUUUGGAUUCUUUGGAGAUGGUACAUCAAAUUACAAGAAUAUUACAUUUUUAUCCGCUUUAAAAUAUUUAAUUAGAGAUGUUUUGAAAAAAUUGGAUAAUAAAGAAGUAGUUGAUACAUCUACAAAUGGUAAAAAUGGUAGCGUCACUGGUAAUGAUGAUGAUAAUGAAAUGAGUAUAUUAUUUGAUAAUGGUAAUCAAAGUGUCUUCGGAAAGAAAAUUUUAUUAGCAGGGAUCCUAUCAAUGAUGUUUCAAUGUCAAGAAGAAGCCUUUGAUCCGUUAAUUGGUGUUGGUGCAUUUAUAAAAGGGAUUGGCGAAGAGAUUACUAAGACAAUGACAUGGAGAGAAGUGAUGGCAUUUGCUAUUAAUUAUUGGUUUUGUGAAAUCCAGCAAAGUUGUAAUGAGACUAUUAAUUGUUUAACACAUGAUAACACUAUUGAUGAAGAUGACGAAUUUGCUAAUGAACCAAUCUUACAAGUUUGCGAUUGGAAUCGUAAUGAAUUAGAUUGUAAGUUACCUGUAUAUCAUAUGUCUCAAGUGAUAUUAAGAAUAUUUCAUCAUGAUUAUUAUAUUUUUGCAGGUGUUCCUUGGCGUAUGAAUGUUAGGGUUGGGGAAACUGAAUUUGAUUCAGUGUAUCAAAAGAUUUUAAAUUUUGCACAAGAUAAAUAUAAUGGUGGUGUUACAUUAAUUUAUGCUUAUCAAUUUUUAUUCCAAAUGUUUAUUCGUGUAGAUAAAGAUGAUCCAACAAAGAUUACUGUUGAUCAUAGUUAUGAUCUAAAUACUGAUAUUUACAUGACUCGUCCAAAUACUUUGGCAUUAGUAACAUUAUUAAUUUGGAGUUUAAAUUUCGUCUUAUACGGACCUGAGGUUAAUAUUUGGGAUAAUGGUUUAAAUCAACGUCAUAGUAUUUCAUCAUGUUAUUCUAGUGAUAGUGAUCCAAAAGUUGCAUUACGUAACGAAUUCAAUCAACAUUUGAAACAAAAAUAUGCACCAGUUGAGUCAUUUGAUGACUAUUUAAUUCGUAUGUACAAACUUUUGUACAUCCGUGAUGAUCAGGAUGUAAUUUCUUUCCAUAAUGAAAUUUUCCAAAAGGCAAAUUUGGUACCAGCUAUUCCAAGAAAACAAAAUAUGUGUGGAUUUUUAAUGCAUAUUAUUGCAAUCUUCUCUACCAGUUAUUGGGAUCUAGGUAAAGAAUUCAACCGUCUUCUUGAGAACUGCUUGGAGAGAUCCUUAGGUAAAUCAUCUCAUACUUGUUAUAACAUGUAUGACGUCUGA